Chara braunii is the source of this 2550-nucleotide messenger RNA. The record is from the annotation of a GenBank genome assembly. Lineage: Eukaryota; Viridiplantae; Streptophyta; Charophyceae; Charales; Characeae.
CGUAAGUGACGACGUCGGGAAGUCUUCGACGUACUGGUCUGCAGAAGACCAAAUGCUCCUGGUGCGAUGCAAGCGGGAGCAAGAUAUGCACCUCGCCGGCUUGUCUCACAAUUACGGGCGGAUGAAGACGAAAGAGUGGAAGUGGGAGGACAUGUCGAAGCGGAUGGUGAAUGCAGGGAGGCCGAAGGACGCUGACGACUGCCUGAAGAAGUGGGACAAUCUGUUCCAGAACUACAAGAAAAUUCAGAGGUUUCAGAAUGCCAGCGGGCGGCCAGAUUUUUUCAGGCUGACGAACGAAGAGAGGAAGGAGCACAACUUCAAGUUUCGGAUGGACAGGGCGCUGUACAACGAGAUCCACGCAGGCAUGGUGGGGAACCACACGAUUUUCCCUCCCAACGUUGCCGACACCGACAGUCCAGAUGGGGUGCAACUGCCCAGGCGAGGAGCGGGUGGCGGGGAGUCUGUUUGUAGUGAGGCGGUCGGUGAAGGCUGCCCUGACGAGCGUUCUUCUGCGAGGGAGUCUGACAGCAACGUAGGCAGCGGGGUGGGAGGCGGGAAGCGGAAGAACGCGCGUCAACAGGCAUUCGAGUCCAUCUCUGAUGUCAUGGAACGCCAUGGCGCACUGAUGUCGUCGACGAUCGAAUCGUCUAGCAAGCGGCAAUGCAGCACCUUCACUAGGCAAUGCGACAUAUUGGAGCAGGAAGUUGCCGUCCAAAAAGCGCGCUAUGCGGCGUCCGAUGAGACGCAGAGGAUCAUGUUGUUCUUUGCCGUCGUCAUGGGCAUGUCUGCGCGAUUGGACGCCCGUGGCAAGAAGCGAGACGUCGCGCUCGACGAAACUGAAGCCCAGGGGAAAGGUCGUCGGCACGUCCCAAAGGCGAGGAGGCCACGUUUGGAUGAUGCGUCAGCAAGCGUGCCGCAUCGUGGUGCGCGAGGUUGGUCGCAGCCGGCGGAAGAGGACAACAACGAUGAUUUCAUGACGGACGACGAUCAAGGCGAGGCGACGGCGCCUGCAGGACGGGAGAGUGCCAGGCAGCGUACUCCGGAUCAGAGCGCUUCGAAGAGGAUGUCAACCCCUCCGCCGGAGGCGCAGCAGCUGCGUGUCCGCGAAACGUGGAAAGAGAAGGGUGUUGUGGUGGACCUUGGCGGCGAAGACGACGAGCCUUUGGAGAGACGUCGCCUGCGCAGUGCGACACAAGCGACCACAGCGGCGGUGUCGACGGCUCGCGCUGCGGACGACGAAAGGCUGAUCACAGGUGCACUGCCCUGCACGCCGUCUCAGCCGCGUCAGCGCAACGACGGUGGUGACGCAGGAGUGGAGGCGGCAGGUGGCGCGGGUGUGGCUGUUGCAGGUGUUGUCCCUUCCGUUCCGGCGGCAAGAGAGGAGGUUGCAGUUCCGGCGACGACGACGGGUGAAGGACGCAGACUUUACAACAUCGUCCACGAAACCAAAGAGCACUUCGUCGCCAUCGCCAGCGGGCUUCCGCCACCUCAACUUUCGCGGAGCGUUGUUGUCCCCAAAUCCAGCACGAAGGUGGCGAGGAUCGCAGACCAAUCACAGCUCCAGCAGGCGAUCUCCCGUGCGGCGGCGGUGGAGAAUAUAGCUCUGUGCAUCUUUCACGGCUGGAUUUGCAAGUUCGGGAACCGCCCAAGGGGGUACACCCUUGCGUUCCAGUACUCGUUGGAGUCCGUAGCGACGGACAUUGCACGUGCAGUGUGGUACGACGAGGAGUGGCGCAACGUCGUCAACGCGCCGAUCUGCGCCCACACGAUAUAUUUUAACAUGGACCUUCCACUGUGGUACGCCGGUGCGAAUAUCGAGGACAGACCUGAGGACGGCGACAUGGCUGCGUACCAGGAGUCCACCGUCAUCAGCAUCGCGCAUUUGUUCCGCGCGGCGGUGCAAAUGGGCGCUUACAUCGACGGCAAUUUCAUCUCCUACGAGCGUCUAUGUCGGGUGGAUGACUGCUUCAGGCUGUUGCUGGUGGCGUCCAUGUGGAUUAUACGCAUGGCGGGAGACGAUCCGUGCAGUCACUACGAAGCGUUUUACUUCGCGGAUCUCGUUGCCAGGCCGACACUAAUCGCCUCCAUGCAUCGGUCCUUCGAUCAUCGACGAUCCGUCGUCCGCGCCGGGAACGUCGUCACGGAGAGGCUUGGGAAGGCGAAAGUCACGCUCGGAGUGUACCCCGACUACAUCCCUGAUUGGGCACCAUGCGGCAUCGGAUUUGCGCACGACGCGACCAUCAAGGGGCCAGAGGAUGCGAAGAGGCUGGAUUGGUUGGGUUCGGGCCCCGCCCAUGAUGACAUCAAAGGCGAAGGAAAAGACGAUGCAUAAGGCAGGCUGUGUCGUUGUCUGCGUUUCACUUGUUCUUGUUCUUCGUAUUGGCUUCACGACAUGCAAUAGACAUGCGAUGAUCAUGGAUUGAGAGAAUGCAUGACGGGAUCGUAUAGAAGCUUGUUGUACAUGUCAUUCCACCAGAACAGCACACAAAACCGGUCAUGGAAACUGAAAUGAAGAUAUGCACCAAAAAACGAUAAAGAUAAUCAACAUUU